CUUCCGGUUUUGCAUGGAUGAGGGAAAAAAGUUGCAUGUUCAUGAUAAAGUUUUUUUUAUCGCUUCCCCUUCUAAUUAGCAUCAUAAAACUGUCAACGACUGCAAUUUUGUUUUACGAUAGUUUAGCUUUUCACAAUAAACAUUUCUGUACACUUGCGAAACGUCAAAUGUUGAGUAUGUCGACGAACAAUUUGUCGUACAGCGACCAAGGAGGAACUGAUUCAGCGGUGGAGGUUGGGCAGGAGACUACCCCGACCUCCUCCAACGCUGGGGCUGGAUUUGGCCUGUUCAGCGUCGACUUUAAAAAGAAUGAAGACCUUAAAGAGAUGCUUGAGAGCAACAAGGAGUCGCUUAAACUGGAGGCCAUGAAGAGGGUUGUUGGGCUGAUCGCAAAGGGGAAGAAUGCCUCUGAGCUAUUCCCAGCAGUGGUGAAGAACGUGGCUAGUAAGAAUAUAGAGCUGAAGAAGUUGGUGUAUGUGUACCUGGUGAGGUAUGCAGAGGAGCAGCAGGACCUGGCUCUACUGUCCAUCAGCACCUUUCAGAGGGCCCUCAAGGACCCUAACCAGCUGAUCAGAGCCAGUGCUCUCAGGGUUCUGUCCAGUAUCAGAGUCCCAAUCAUCGUUCCCAUCAUGAUGCUGGCCAUCAAGGAGGCUGCCUCCGACAUGUCCCCUUACGUCAGGAAAACAUCCGCCCACGCCAUCCAGAAACUCUACAGCCUGGACCAGGAUCAGAAGGAGCUCCUGAUAGAAGUCAUUGAGAAACUGCUGAAGGACAAAAGCACAUUGGUAGCAGGCAGUGUUGUGAUGGCCUUUGAGGAGGUGUGUCCGGACCGUAUUGACCUGAUCCAUAAGAACUACCGUAAACUCUGUAACCUGCUAGUGGACGUGGAGGAGUGGGGUCAGGUGGUCAUCAUCUCCAUGUUGACACGCUACGCCAGGACACAGUUCACCAGCCCCUGGAAAGAGGACGGUGUGUUUGAUGAGCACAAUGAGAGGGCGUUCUAUGAGUCUGAUGAGGAAAAUACUAGAAAUGAGACGGAGGCCAAGCCCUACAUGAUGGACCCUGACCACAGACUGCUGCUCAGGAACACCAAGCCUCUACUACAGAGCAGAAACACUGCCGUGGUGAUGUCUGUAGCCCAGCUGUACUGGCACCUGGCUCCUAAAAACGAGGUCAGCAUCGUCACCAAAUCUCUGGUCAGACUGCUCAGAAGCCACAGAGAGGUGCAAUACAUUGUGUUACAGAACAUAGCCACCAUGUCCAUUCAGAGAAAGGGCAUGUUUGAACCUUACAUGAAGAGUUUUUAUGUGAGAUCCACAGAUGCCACUCACAUCAAAUCACUCAAGCUGGAGAUCUUGACCAGCCUGGCCAACGAAGCCAACAUCUCCACCAUCCUUAGAGAGUUCCAGACAUAUGUGAAGAGCCAGGACAAGCAGUUUGCUGCCGGUACCAUCCAGGCCAUAGGCAGGUGUGCCACCAACAUCUCUGAGGUCACAGACACCUGCCUCAAUGGACUGGUGCUGCUGCUCUCCAACAGAGACGAGACGGUGGUCGCGGAGAGUGUGGUGGUGAUCAGGAAGCUGCUCCAGAUCCAGCCCACCCAGCACAGUGAUAUCAUCAAACACAUGGCCAAACUCUUUGACAACAUCACUGUGCCGAUGGCGCGGGCCAGCAUCCUGUGGCUAAUGGGAGAGUAUUGUGAGAGGGUCCCUAAGAUCGCCCCUGACGUUCUCCGCAAGAUGGCCAAGAGCUUCACCUCUGAGGAGGACAUCGUCAAGCUCCAGACUGUCAACCUGGCUGCCAAACUCUACCUCACCAACUCCAAACAGACUAAGCUGUUGACCCAGUACAUUCUGAACCUGGGGAAAUAUGACCAGAACUAUGACAUCAGAGACCGCACGCGAUUCAUCCGCCAGCUCAUUGUGCCCAAUGACAAUAACGGAGCGCUCAGCAAGUACGCCCACCGCAUUCUGCUGGCGCCCAAACCAGCACCUGUCCUCGAGUCUGCCUACAAAGACCGCGAUCGUUACCAGUUGGGAACCCUGUCCCACACCAUCAACACCAAAGCCAGUGGCUACCUGGAGCUCUCUGAUUGGCCCGCCGUGGCUCCUGACAAAUCAGUGAGGAAUGUGGAGGUGAUUGAGCCGGGGAAGGAGUGGGCUCCAUCUCUAGGGAAGACUGGGAAAUCCAAGCCUGCCAAGUCAUCAGAUGACAAGUUCUACUCUGACUCUGGAGAGGAGGAGGAGGAGGAGGAGGAGGAGGAGGGGAUCAGGGAGAGUAGCAGUGAGGAUGGCAGUGGCAGUAGUAAUAGUGAAGAGAGCCAUGUCCAGAAGAACAGCAGUCAGAGCAGUGAGGAGUCAGACAAGUCCUCCAGCCAAUCAGAGAAGAGUUCCAGUGAAUCUGACUCUGAAAAGAAGGAGAGGAAAACUAAAACCCCACUACAGAAGAAGACAGUAAAACCAACCGCCAAAGACGGUGAUUCGGAUGAGAAUGGGAACGUUGCUAAAGAAGCCAACAGUUCGUCUGCAGAAGAGAGCUCCUCUGAUUCAGAAUCAGACUCUGACACCCACACAGACUCUGACUCAGGCACCGAACACAAGAAGAAGACCAAGUCUAAAGCCAAACCCAAGGUGGAGGUGAAGUCAACAAAGGAGGUGUCUCUGUUGGAUUUGGGUGACUUCACUCCUGCACCAGUGACCCAGCACAAGUCUCCUGUCCUCUCUCCUAGCCUUCUAGGAGAUCUGGAGGGCCUGUCACUCUCCAAUGUCUCCUCCACCAUCCAGUUGAGCGGUCCAGUGUUUGUCCCAGAGAAGAGCCAUGACCUGCUGCACCAUAUGACAGGUAAAGGUCUGUCAGCCCAGUACCAGUUCCCCAGACAGCCCUGUCUCUACCAGCCCACCAUGGUCUCAGUCCAGAUCAGCCUGACCAACACCACAGACCACCCUCUGGAACAGAUCCACAUUGGAGACAGGAGCCCCACAGGACUCAACAUACACUGCUUCAAUACUAUAGAGUGUCUGGAGCCAGAGGCCUCAGUGACUGUUUUCAUCGGCGUCGACUUCAACGACUCAACACAAGCAGCCAACUUCCAGCUGUGUACGAAGGAGGACCAUUUCAGUGUGUCCAUCCAGCCUGCCAUAGGGGAACUCCUCCUGCCCAUCACCAUGACCGAACUGGACUUCCGCAAGGAGCAAGGUAAACUUCUGGGCAUGAACGAGAGCUCGGCAACCAUCACCAUGGCAGCAGAGAACAUGACCAGCCAACCAAUCAGCAGACUAGUGGCAACCGUGGCCAACCUGGGAGUGGUUCCAUCCAGUCAAGACAACGUCCACAGGUUUGCUGGUAAGACGGCCAGUAGUGGAGCUGUGGUGCUGGUGAUGGUGGAGCUGAGGGAGUCGUCUACAGCCCUGAUCACCAUCAACACAGAGAAGAGUGUCAUGGGCUCCAUGCUGCUCCGAGACCUUAAACUGGCCCUGGCCUAGAGUCUACAUCGCCCCCUAGCCCUAGUCCUCCAACACGGGGAGAAAUGCACAGCUGCCAUGGAGAGGUCUCAUACACAUGCAUGCAAAAACACACAUACACAACAUUUAUUUCUGUCUCCCAAUCUCAAUUCUUCUUCUUCUCUUUCAUUCUCUGUCACGCAAAUACACACUUACAUGCAGGCAAAGAGAUUGAUAUGGUUUCUCUCAUGCUUAAACAUCCUCUCAUAUGGUACACACUCAUACACACACCUCAUCAUAUUUUUUUACACUGUGACAGUCUAUUGUCAGCAAUGAGCAUCAAUGUUCAUUUCAACAGGACUCUUGUUUCUCCCUAGACCUGAGACUCUGUUUCUCCCCAGACCUGAGACUCUGUGUCUCCCCAGACCUGAGACUCUGUGUCUCCCCAGACCUGAGACUCUGUGUCUCCCCAGACCUGAGACUCUGUGUCUCCCCAGACCUGAGACUCUGUGUCUCCCCAGACCUGAGACUCUGUGUCUCUCCCCAGACCAGGUAACCAAAAAUGUGUUCAUCAUUCAAUGAGGUCUGUAUCACUUUUGGUGAAAAGAACUGAAUAUAUUAAAACUGUAACGUGAA
Molecule: messenger RNA, 4076 nt
Organism: Oncorhynchus gorbuscha (pink salmon)
Lineage: Eukaryota; Metazoa; Chordata; Actinopteri; Salmoniformes; Salmonidae
Product: AP-3 complex subunit beta-1-like
Biological process (GO): anterograde synaptic vesicle transport; vesicle-mediated transport; intracellular protein transport
Cellular component (GO): AP-3 adaptor complex; membrane coat; clathrin adaptor complex
Source: RefSeq, a predicted model, not a curated record